AUGGCGGCAGACACUAUUCAGCGCCUGCGGGCAUCACUGCCUGCUCGGUCCGCAAUCCUCACCUGGCGGACGUUCUUCUUCAUCCUCGCCUUCUUGAACCUCAAAUCGCUGCCUUUAGCGUGGCACUACCGCCUCCUCCGACGAUUCUGGGCUAACAUCACCCGCGUGCCCGAUGUGCGUCGCGCCAUACAAAAGCACGCCAAUGCAAGCUCCUCUGCUUCUGCACCAGCAACAACUCACCCACUCUUCACUUUUCACACCCACACCUCCUUCUCGCCUCUGUAUGAAACAGACUACAACAUCCACAAGUCCAACAGCACCUACUUCUCCGACCUCGACGAGUCCCGUAUGGGUCUCUGCACACGCAUCCUCAUCCCAGGACUCUGGAGUAAAGAUCGGUCGCUCGAGCAGCAAGGCAUAAAGGGAAAGAUAGGGGUGUAUCUGGGCGCUGUGCAUUGCACGUUCCAUCGAGAAAUCAAGCCAUACCAAUCCUUUGAAGUCCGGAGUCGAGUGUUGGGCUGGGAUCGGAAGUGGAAGAAGGAGGAGGUGCUUCUGGCUAGUGCGCUGUCCAAGUACGUGAUCAAAAAAGGAAGGUUCACGGUCAGUCCGGAGCACUCUCUGAGAGUCGCGGGCUGGCUGCCGCCAAAGCCUGAGCAGACGGUGGAUGAGUCAGGAGUGCUUGUGCCACAGCCGCCGAGCGUCACGGAAACGGGCACUGAAGGAACGCCGCUGGAGAGUAGUCAACCUGUGACGAGCGCGAGCGCAAGUGCGGUUGUGGCGGCAGACGAGGUCAAGGAGAAGCUGGAGAAGGUAUUGUCGAGGGGUCAGGAGCCGGCGAGCGACCCGAUCAUCUCAGCGGCAAGGACUCCAGAAGAGCCAAGUCCCGGAGGAUGGGAUUGGCAGCGCAUUGAGCAAGAGCGUCUACGUGGGUUGAAGCUGGCAGAAGCGUGGCUUGCGCUGGACGGGAAUCUGAAGGAUGAGCAUGCGCAUUCGUCAAGCAUAAUAUGA
Cyphellophora attinorum is the source of this 1008-nucleotide messenger RNA. RefSeq lists its product as uncharacterized. The record is from RefSeq and is a predicted model, not a curated record. The transcript is spliced from 2 exons. NCBI's taxonomy places the organism in Eukaryota, Fungi, Ascomycota, Eurotiomycetes, Chaetothyriales, Cyphellophoraceae. Bases 1 to 1008 code for a protein of 335 amino acids.